This is a messenger RNA of Clonostachys rhizophaga, 1587 nucleotides long. NCBI's taxonomy places the organism in Eukaryota, Fungi, Ascomycota, Sordariomycetes, Hypocreales, Bionectriaceae. The record is from the annotation of a GenBank genome assembly.
AUGAGCCCUACCAAGAACGAGGACGCCCAGCGGCGGGACUUGUCGGUCGACGGUCUCGACGAGGGCGAGGGGGCGUCGCCUCCGGACGAGCACACCCGCCUGCUCCCGAACAGGGUCGACUCGAACCGCGAGCUGCUUCUGCCCGAUGACCCGGCCGUCUCUCCGUACAAUUUGUGGACGAUCCGCAUCCUGCGCUACGUGACCAUCCUCUUUGCCGUCCUCACCUUCGUGUGGUGGACGCUGCUCCUCGUGUCCACCUUUGCGACGCCGCCCGGCUUCCAUCAGCGGGGGAGCAGCUUCUACGCAUUUAGCUUCGCGAGCGUGACCUUGGCGAAUCUGCUCUUCACUCUCGUCUUCUUUGGCGUGCCAGCCAAGUCUGUGAGGAUCGUAGCUCUUUCCAUGUCGUUCGUCUUGCUGCUUGACAUGAUUCUCCUCUUGUCCGUUCAGAAGACUCGAUAUGAAGAAGGCUGGGUGGGCACAGUAAGCGUCAUUUGGUCGGUCCUCAUGAGCCUCUGGGCCCUGGUCGUCGAUCGAACCGUCAAAUGGGGCAAGGAGGAGGAGGAGGAGCGCCUGACGGGCCGCGCAGAGACUCGACGCACCGCCGCUGAGUGGUUCAUGGUGAUGAUAUCGACGGUUGCCUACAUCAUCAUGUUAGUAGCUGCUCUCCUCAUCACCUUGACCAUUAUUCUGCGAGCGGUGGAUGCGGGCCUCACGGCACCGGGCCAGCUCUACUGGGUCGACGACGGCAAGUACAGGAUUCACAUAUUCUGCCACGGGGAGAAGAAGCUCGACGCAGCAGGCGCCGAGCUGCCUACCGUCCUCUUCGAAGGGGGUGAGCGGCCUGUCGAGCACGGGCUCUGGAAGUUCGCAGACAACGCAGUCAAGAACGGCUCCAUCUCACGGUACUGCUUCGCCGACCGGCCAGGAUACGCAUGGUCGGAAGCGGCGCCAUCGCCUCUCUCGGCUGGAUUUGCGACAGAUGUCUUGGGCGAGGCGCUGGCCCAGGCCGGGGAGCAUGGGCCGUGGGUCCUGGCUAGUGCCGGCAUCGGUUCCAUCUACUCGAGGAUCUUCUCCUCCCGCAACGGGCCCGAGGCGAUCCGAGGGCUGCUGCUCAUCGACCCUCUGCACGAGGACCUGCUCGGCGGCGUCGGGAGGCCGGGACGAGGCUUCCUCCUGUGGCUGAGGGGCGUCAUAUCACCGCUGGGCCUGGAUCGCCUCCCUGGCGCGCUCUUCCGGGGCCGCACGAGCAAGGACCGCGUGUACGGACGGUCCGCGCAGCAGGGCGGGAAGCUCAUCUUCGCCAAGCUGCAGGAGAGCCUAGUGGCGGGCUCGUUCACCAAGCGGGAGGUGGACAGCAGCCGCGAGAUCCAGCGCAGAGAGGUGCCGCUGGUCGUGGUCAGCUCCGGGGAGCGCGUCAAGGAGAGCAGCGACUGGGGCAAGAAGCAGAAGGACUUGACCACGCUCACUGACAACCUGAAACAGUGGGACGUCGUCGACCAUGCACCGCACGAGGUGUGGUCGACGUCUGCGGGCCGUGACAUCAUUGAGAAAAGGCUCAAGGAGCUCGUGCACGGCAGGCGGAAGUAG